AUGACGCAACAAAAUUACCUUCCUUGUUUUGUUUACCUUCUCGACAAAGGCAGCGAAAGCCUACAAGUGUUCGUGGAUUCCAAAUUGUUCGUGAUGGGAUUGUGUUCUUCGUGUUUUAAAGGAUCUUCAGAGGAAUUACUUACACCGGACGUAGAAGUCCGUCGUCAGCAACAGCGCGAAGCAGCAGAAAGACGACGAAUAGAACAGGAAUCACGAGGCAUUAAGGAUCCGGAAAAAGUUCGAAGACAACAGCAGCGCGCGAUGGAACAGGAACGUCGAGAGCAAGAGGCCAGCCGGAUGGGAGGACAGCAGCCAACAUUAAAGUGGCAGCAGGAUUAA
Molecule: messenger RNA, 339 nt
Organism: Anopheles marshallii
Lineage: Eukaryota; Metazoa; Arthropoda; Insecta; Diptera; Culicidae
Gene: Svip
Product: small VCP/p97-interacting protein
Biological process (GO): negative regulation of retrograde protein transport, ER to cytosol; positive regulation of autophagy; negative regulation of VCP-NPL4-UFD1 AAA ATPase complex assembly
Cellular component (GO): endoplasmic reticulum membrane
Source: RefSeq, a predicted model, not a curated record